Linderina pennispora is the source of this 2047-nucleotide messenger RNA. RefSeq names its product Zn-dependent exopeptidase. Lineage: Eukaryota; Fungi; Kickxellomycota; Kickxellomycetes; Kickxellales; Kickxellaceae. Gene Ontology annotation, molecular function: carboxypeptidase activity. The record is from RefSeq and is a predicted model, not a curated record. The coding region runs from base 50 to 2047 and encodes 665 amino acids. The transcript is spliced from 8 exons.
UCCCCAAAUUUUCCGCACCUACCUUAAACCCUAUCUCUUUUUGUCGCUCAUGGGGCUAACUGACGAGAAGGAACAGCUUGCGCAGCGCUCUUGCGCAAAGAAGGUUGCUGCUGGUUUGCUGUCGGCAGCCGGCCUGCUGGCUGCAUUCGGUGCGCUCUCCGGACUACCAAUGCCCGAGUGCAUGUACGCUCACACAGCCAUGCCAAUGGCAAAUGUGUCCGCUGCCACUGCAGGCGGCAGUCUCGAUGCUGGGAAGAUAUUCCUCGGUCUCACUUCUACCGAUCGCUUGCGGGAUAACCUGCAGAAAUAUACGUCCGAGACCCGUUUGGGUGGAAGGAACAAAAAGUUCGUAGAAUACACACGCGACUACUUUUUGAAGCUUGGACUCGACACCCAGGUUGACCAGAGGGUUGCGCUAUUCAAUGCAACCACGGGCCAAGUUCACUUCGAGGCUGGGCUCAAGGAGGAUGUUAUUCCAGACGACCCUGCAUCAGAGUACGCUAGCAACCUGCCUGCCUUCCAUGGCUACUCCGCCGAUGGCAACGUCACUGGCCAGCUCGUCUAUGCCAAUUACGGAUCGCAUGAGGAUUUCAAGGCUCUCAAGGCGGCUGGAAUUAGCGUAAAGGACAAGAUUGUGCUGGUGCGCUACGGAGAUGUGUUCCGUGGGCUGAAGGUCUACGGAGCCGAGCUGGAUGGUGCUCGUGGUGUCCUGAUCUACUCGGACCCUGCCGAUGACGGCUAUGUCCAAGGUCCGGUCUACCCGGAAGGGCCGUGGAGACCUGAAUCGUCAUUCCAGCGGGGGUCUGUCCAGCGACUCAGUCUCUAUCCAGGUGACCCACUAACGCCUGGCUAUGCUUCAACCAAGGAUGCGCCGCGCAUUGAUGUCGACAAGGCAGAGAGUCUGAACCGCAUCCCAUCACUGCCUCUGUCAUACCGCGAUGCAGAGCCGCUGCUGCGUGCCUUGAAGGGCCAAGGCAAGCCUGCAAAGGAUGGUGUUGAGUACUGGACUGGACCGAGUGAGCUCGAUGUCAACCUCCUCAACAAGAACGUUAUUGGAAAGAUCCGUGGAAGCGAUGAGCCGAAUCGGGCCAUCAUCAUUGAGAUUGCACAUGGCUUGGGCGAACUGCUGAAACUUGGCUGGCGUCCACGCCGCACUAUUAUUCUGGCAUCGUGGGAUGCCGAGGAGUACGGCCUGGUCGGUUCGACUGAGUGGGUUGAGGAGAAUCUAGACUGGCUGCGCGCCGAGGCUGUCGCAUACCUGAACGUCGAUAUGGCAGUUGCUGGCCAUGACUUCACUGCAUGCUGCUUCGCCGGUUCUGAAGGACUAUUCUCUACUGACGUGACGAAAAAGGUGCACCAUCCUAACAGCACCGAGUCUGUCUACAGCAUGUGGGCUAAGAAAUCGCUAGGAAAAGACGCCGUCGAGGUCGCCCCGUCCCGCGGCAAGAAGCUUCGUGUCAAGAAAGCACAGCCUCAUGUAGAGCCGCUUGGAUCUGGCAGCGACUACACUGCGUUCAUGGCUCACGCUGGCAUAUCGUCGCUUGACAUGGGGUUCAGCGGCCAGGAUUCGACGGCGCACUCCAACUACGACAGCUACAAUUGGAUGGUGCAGAAUGUCGAUCCCGAUAUGAAGUACCACGAAGCCGAGCUGCACAAGUCGAAGAAGUACAAGAGCAAGGACAUGGAUGCGAUAAUUGCCAAAAAGCUACGGCAUGUCCGCAAAGCCCAGCAGCUACUUUUGGCCAACGCCCGAGCCAUCGAGCAGGAUAAGAAGCGCCUGCUUCGCGUGUACGGCGAGGACUGCGAGAUGACCAGCAAGCGGCGCCAGGCCAUCUGUCGCCAGUUCCUCGACCCCGAGGGCAUUCCGGGUCGCGAGUGGUACAAGCACAUUUUGGCAAGUCCCGGGCGCUGGCUCGGAUACGGCUCGCAGGUGUUCCCGGCGCUGGCUGAGGCCAUCGAAGAUCACGACUGGAAGAGGUUCCAGCAGCACGAGAAGAAGACGGCAGAGAUCCUGUAUGGUGCAGCCUGGUUCCUCCGCGAGAUCUAG